This is a messenger RNA of Letharia lupina, 2625 nucleotides long. RefSeq lists its product as uncharacterized. The record is from RefSeq and is a predicted model, not a curated record. The coding region runs from base 1 to 2625 and encodes 874 amino acids. Lineage: Eukaryota; Fungi; Ascomycota; Lecanoromycetes; Lecanorales; Parmeliaceae. The transcript has a single exon.
AUGGAGGUCCACUUUCUACGAAUCAUCAUGGAUGAAGGCCAUGAAUUCUCCUCUUCUGGACGCAAAAACAGCGCCUAUUGGGCACUACAGAAGCUUUGCGUGGAUAGGAAAUGGAUUGUAAGCGGAACACCUGCGAGCGGACUUUUAGGCGUUGAAGUUGGGACAGCUACCUUCGAGACUUCACACUCUGCGGCUGAUGACGACCAUCGUUUGACCAAUUCAGACCUGCUUGAAGCCCGAAGGAACGAGUCUGCGCUAAUCCAAGAACGCAAGGACCUUGAGAAACUGGGCGUCAUUGUGGCGGGUUUCCUGCAAUUAAAGCCAUGGGCCAAUAGCAAGGAGCAUGAUCCUGCCUCAUGGUCCAGGUACAUCAUGCCUUACAGUGAUGGAAGAAGGAAAGCUAGAUCAUUGAAGACACUACUAAACAGUCUUGUGGUGCGUCACCGCAUUGAAGACAUUGAAGCGGAUAUUCAAUUACCUCCAUUGCACAACCGAGUCGUCUAUCUGCAACCAAGCUGGCACGAUAAGCUCAGCCUGAAUCUCUUCAUACAAGCUUUAAUCGUGAAUGCAGUGACUUCCGAGCGCGUUGACGAAGACUAUAUGUUCCACACAAAGAAUAGACGAGAACUUAAUAAGCUGAUCAACAACUUACGGCAAUCGGGUUUCUACUGGACAAGCUUUUCUCCAGGUGAUAUUGCCAAGACCGUCAAGGUUUCGCGAGCAUACCUCGAGGAGCAACGGAAUCCUGACUCUGUCUACUACGAGGCUGAUCAGCUACUACUGAAGCAGGCAAUAGAAAUUGGAGAGGUUGCAUUAGAAUCUCCAUCAUGGAGGUCAUUUGCUGACCUGCAUGAGAUGGGGAUGUUCGUUGAGCGUUUCCCUGACAAUGCUCGAGAUGCUUGGUCAUUGGUACAUCGAACUGGAGACGAGCUUCUACUUAUCGGAGCUACGCAACUUAGCAAAGCUCAAAAUUGGGUGAACUCCCAUCUUCAUGUAAACAAUCCCUCGCAUGGUCUCGCAGGGGUGGGGACCGCCACCAUGCAAAAGCUGUGGCACGGCGUACAGCAGCAAGCAGUGCAAAUACUUCCGGACAUUUCUCUUGAUGGGGAAGACAAUGAUGCUGGAAGAAAGUUUAAGAAAAAGUCGAAAUCGGGAAUCAACGGAACGCCGAAAUUGACCGAGAAGCAGACUGUAUCUCGUGCAAAAGCCAGUCCGAGCCCUCGACAGACCAAGAAUAUCCAGUUCAACGCAUCAGAUUCUAGCAAGCCAAUAAGUCUUAAACCCGCUCUUAAGUCUGCUUUCAAGUCAUUUUCGAAAGAGCAAACCACGGAUCCAUUUCCACCGGACUCCCCUUUAGGAAAGAGCACAAUCAGUGGUACCGCAUCCGCCAAGCUGAGCUAUUUGCUCGAUAGAGUCGUCGCACUCCACCAAGACGAAAAGAUCCUCAUUUUCUAUGAAGGCGACCACAUUGCGUACUACAUAGCUCAGGCCUUUGAUCUUGUCGACGUUCGGUACCUGAUCUAUACUAGAACGCUUUCUCUGGCACGUCAGAACGCCUACAUCACAACGUUCAACACUACCGAGACUUUUCGUGUCCUCCUCAUGAACGUGUAUCAAGCAGCUCACGGUCUUCAUAUUGCCACUGCAUCUCGUGUGUUUUUCGUCAAUCCCGUCUGGCAGCCUAAUGUCGAAGCUCAGGCGAUCAAACGUGCCCAUCGUAUUGGACAGGUACGGCCGGUUUACGUAGAAACCCUUGUGCUGAAAGACACUUUGGAGGAUCAUAUGCUACAGAGGAGGAAGGGUAUGACUGCACAGGAGCAUCAGAAGGCCGAGAAGAGUUUGCUGGAUGACGAGACCAUGAGUACCAUUAUCAAGAAUGCCCAUUUCAUACCGUUUACGAAGGACCACAUACAUGAUGCCGACAAGCAAGUAGCAAAAUUGUCGGCCCCUCAGCAAUUGUUUGGGCGAGUUGCUGCAAGUGAGCGAAAUCUCGACGAUCCAGACGCAGAUCUGAUUUUGGACUCAUCGCAGUCGAAGAAAUCGAGUCGGAAGCGGCAAGUUGACAUUUUGAUGUCUGACUAUGCCCCGGAUCUGAGAGAGUCGCCUCCUCCAAGACGAAGCUCAACGGAUUCCAAUCUUCACUUUAGUGUAGGAACUCGUCUGGCGGAAAGCUCAGCGGCCCCCGACAUGGCAUACCAACAGAAAAGCGACUUUGAGCAUGCUUCGGAGCUGACUAGACCGCCAUCUCCCAGAAGAAUGGCGGCGAAUAUGCCCAUUCGAACUAUUGGAGAAGCUAAUGCGCCUGAAAGCUCGACAGCUCACGACCCGUUCCGCAAGCGAAAGAGCGAUUCUGAGUAUGCCCCAGACCUCACAGCGUCACCACCUCCUAGGAGAAGAACACUCACUUUCCGCACUUCUGGCAUCUCUGGUUCCACGGAGAAUGAUGUGCCGGCAAGCUCGACAGCCUACGAUUCAGUGCCGGCGUCAACAGUAAUCCCGGUGCAUCAGACCCCAUCAACCACGGUCAUGGCUGAUGCCCGUCCUCCGAGAAGAGUAGGCUUCGACUUGGGUAAGAGAAGGGAUGAGCCCCAAAGCUUGUUUGGCGGAAGUGCUUCCACUUCCUAG